Grus americana (Whooping crane) is the source of this 2393-nucleotide messenger RNA. RefSeq names its product vacuolar protein sorting 45 homolog (gene VPS45). Gene Ontology annotation, cellular component: Golgi membrane. The transcript has 15 exons. Gene Ontology annotation, biological process: vesicle-mediated transport; intracellular protein transport. Bases 115 to 1758 code for a protein of 547 amino acids. The record is from RefSeq and is a predicted model, not a curated record. Lineage: Eukaryota; Metazoa; Chordata; Aves; Gruiformes; Gruidae.
UGUAGUCCGGCGCCGUGCCCCGCCCAUUCGUCCCCGCCGCCGGUGGACUACAACUCCCAGGCGGGCGGCGGCGGCGGAACGGAACCGGGUCGAGCGGAGCGGAGCGGAGCCGAGAUGAACGCGGUGCUGGCAGUGAAGCAGUACGUGUCUAAGAUGAUCGAGGACAGCGGGCCGGGCAUGAAGGUGCUUCUCAUGGACCGGGAGACGACCGGUAUCGUGAGCAUGGUGUACACGCAGUCCGAGAUCCUGCAGAAGGAGGUUUAUCUCUUCGAACGCCUCGAUUCUGCCAACAGGGAGGCCAUGAAGCACCUGAAGGCCAUCUGCUUCCUCCGGCCCACCAAGGAGAAUGUGGAGUUCCUCAUUCAGGAGCUGCGGAGGCCGAAGUACAGCAUUUAUUUCAUCUAUUUCAGUAACGUGAUCAGUAAGAGUGAUGUCAAGUCGUUGGCUGAGGCUGAUGAACAAGAAGUUGUGGCUGAAGUUCAGGAGUUCUAUGGUGAUUACAUUGCAGUGAAUCCGCACGUUUUUUCUCUCAACCUCUUGGGCUGCUGCCAGGGUCGGAGCUGGGAUCCGGCUCAGCUGUCCAGGACAACUCAAGGGUUGACUGCUCUGCUUUUGUCUCUGAAGAAAUGCCCCAUGAUUCGGUACCAGCUCUCUUCUGAGUCAGCAAAGAGGCUUGCUGAGUGCGUGAAGCAAGUUAUCACUAAAGAGUAUGAGCUGUUUGACUUUCGGCGCACUGAGGUUCCUCCUUUACUUCUCAUUCUGGACCGAUCUGACGAUGCCAUCACCCCACUUCUGAACCAGUGGACGUACCAGGCUAUGGUUCACGAAUUGCUGGGGAUUAACAACAACCGCAUCGACCUCUCUCGGGUACCGGGGAUAAGCAAGGAUCUCCGAGAGGUGGUCCUGUCUGCCGAGAACGACGAGUUCUACGCCAACAACAUGUACCUGAACUUUGCAGAGAUUGGCAGCAACAUCAAGAACCUUAUGGAGGAUUUCCAGAGGAGGAAACCUAAGGAGCAGCAGAAGCUGGAAUCCAUAGCAGAUAUGAAGGCAUUUGUGGAGAAUUACCCACAGUUCAAGAAGAUGUCGGGCACGGUGUCGAAGCACGUGACGGUGGUGGGAGAGCUCUCCCGACUGGUUGGGGAGCGGAACCUGCUGGAGGUGUCCGAAGUGGAGCAGGAGCUGGCCUGCCAGAAUGACCAUUCCAGUGCUCUCCAGAACGUGCGUCGCCUCCUGCAGAACCCCAAGGUGACGGAGUUUGAUGCUGCCCGGCUGGUGAUGCUUUACGCCCUGCACUACGAGCGACACAGCAGCAAUAGUUUGCCGGGGCUGAUGACGGAUCUCAAGAACAGGGGUGUGUCGGAGAAAUACCGAAAGCUAGUGUCUGCCAUUGUGGAGUACGGAGGAAAACGGGUCCGGGGCAGCGACCUGUUCAGUCCCAAGGAUGCUGUAGCCAUCACCAAACAGUUCCUCAAAGGACUGAAGGGUGUUGAGAAUGUGUACACACAGCACCAGCCUCUCCUUCAAGAAACACUAGAUCAGCUCAUCAAAGGAAAACUCAAGGACAGCCAGUACCCCUACCUGGGUCCCAACACACUCCGUGACAGGCCCCAAGAUAUCAUCGUGUUCAUCAUUGGAGGGGCGACUUACGAAGAGGCUCUGACUGUCUAUAACCUUAACCGCACCAACCCGGGGGUCCGGAUCGUCCUAGGUGGGACCACGAUUCACAACACAAAGAGCAAGAAGAUAUUUUGGUAACUGUUUAUUAUGAAUCGACACAUCACAGGGGAGCAAAACUGCAACAUCAGGGCUGAACAGAGCAAAUUGGAUGUUUGAGGACAGCAAGCAGGAGGACAUAAACAUCACUUUAGAGAGAGGUUCUCUUUUCAUUUUGCCCACAUUUUCAAGGUCCUUUCCCUCCCUCCUAUACCCUCCCCCCCUCGUUUAAAAAAACAAUGAUAUUUUUAUGCUCCCUGUAACAAAAUUCAAAGCCGCGAUAUUGGCAAUUCCCUGCGAGUCCGUUGUUCCCUGCUCCCUUGGAGAAAAAGAUAGUGAAAUGUGGCACGGGAGCUCAGCCCCAGGCUCACGUUCCCCCUGCAAAGGAGGGUGCACCGACCCGGGGCUCCCACUUUUCCACCUCCUCCCCUGCUUACGGUAAAUUUUGGGUGACUUUGUGUAGCACGGAGGAGUCCUGGAGCACGGCAGGGGCUGUUGGGACAUCUCCCGAUGUACAGCACCAAGCGCCGGGACCGAAGUCGCUUGACGAUGCUCACAGCAGGAAAAUCACAGCCUUCCACGGACUCGAAGGUACUAAAGAAGCGAUCGCUGUUGUUUUGUAAUGUUAUAAUUUAAAUAUUUCUGGUUCCGUCUUUCCUGCUCGCGGCCAGGUGGUU